CAGAAACGCCCGAUCUCUGCCUAGAAUCCAUCGAGUAUAUAGAUCCUGAACGAGUAAAUUGUAAACAACCACUACUAUCACAUACUCUAUCCUGUUCAGUCUCAAUUACAGAACAUCACGACCAUAUCCUAUCCUAAAACCCAAUCCAUUAAACCAUCACAAUGGCCUCCCGCGGUGGCAUCUUCCUAACCAUCUCCUCCACCUCCGAACCCAACUCUCUCAUCCUGCACGACACCAUCUACGGCACCCACACCAUCACAGAACCCAUCCUCAUCGACCUCCUCCAAUGCCCCUCCCUCACCCGCCUCAAAGGCGUCAACCAGCACGGCAUCACCAGCCUCCUCCACCUCAGCCCGCCAGUCACCCGCUACGAACACUCCGUGGGCGCCUUCCUCCUCGUCCGCAAAGUCGGCGGGUCCCUGGACGAGCAGAUCGCCGCCCUCCUGCACGACGUCAGCCAUACCGUGUUCAGCCACGUCGUGGACUAUGCGCUGUCCAACCCUGGAGAGAGUUUCCACGAGACGGAGAAGGAAGAGUAUCUGGCGGGGACUGAGAUUCCAGACCUAUUGACCAAGUAUGGGAUCAGUCAGGAUGUGUUGAAAGAGGAGCUGUAUCCGCUGGUGGAGAGAGAUGCGCCGAGGCUUUGUGCCGAUCGACUGGACUAUGCGUUGCGGGAUACCGUCGCGGUUCAUAACCUGCCGUGUGCGGAUGCGAAGCGCAUCUAUGAGGCUGUGGCAGCGGCGCCUGAUGCCAUGGACGCGGAUCGAGUGCUGGUGCUUCCGGAUGCGCAGCUGGCGUUGAAACUGGCGAGGGCGUACCAGAUUACGGACGAGAGUCUGUGGUGUAACCCUGCGUUGGUGGAUAUGUAUCGGGAAGUGGGCCAGGUGAUUGGGGAUAUGGUGAGGAGGCAGAGGAUUAGUCUGGCAGCGCUGUGGAAGUGGUCGGAUGAGGUGUUGUGGAUGUUUUUGUCGGUCAAUGCGGAGGUGGAGAGGUCGACGGUAAUUAAGGAUGUUGAGGCGCAUGCGAAGAGGGUCAAAGAGAACAAGCCAGAGGGGCUGCGACUGCCAAAGGGUGCGAAGGUGAGGACAAUUGACCCGGAUGUUUUGGUUGAAGGCAAGAUUCAGCCGUUGAGUGAGGUGGUGCCGGAGUGGGGAGUGGAGCGUCAAGAGUAUAUUGCUCGGCGUGAGGCAGAGCGUGAGGAUGUUUGAUCAUCUGUCCUGAUUUGUUGCUAUCUCUGGAUGUAUCCAGCUAUGUUAUUUCUUCAUGUUGUUUCAAAUAGUGGGUUUAAUAGAGGAAUGCACCAAU
Messenger RNA from Aspergillus steynii IBT 23096, 1305 nucleotides. Its product is annotated as phosphoribosyl-aminoimidazole-succinocarboxamide synthase. NCBI's taxonomy places the organism in Eukaryota, Fungi, Ascomycota, Eurotiomycetes, Eurotiales, Aspergillaceae. Gene Ontology annotation, molecular function: dGTPase activity. Bases 162 to 1208 code for a protein of 348 amino acids. Gene Ontology annotation, cellular component: nucleus. The transcript has a single exon. Gene Ontology annotation, biological process: dGTP catabolic process. The record is from RefSeq and is a predicted model, not a curated record.